AUGUCCAAGCCGCUUGCCAUUCCUCCCAAGCGUGCUCUUGCCUCAAAGGAAGCCACCCUCUUCAAAGAUCUCCUUAACCACUAUGAGACGAAGCAGCUCAAAAAAGGUCUCAAGACUGCUGAUCAAAUUCUCAAAAAAUACCCAGAGCAUGGCGAAACAUUAUGCAUGAAAGGGCUUGUCCUGGCUCACAUGGGCCGGCGGGAGGAAGGCAUCGACCUCGUCAAAAAGGGUGUUCGAUUUGAUCUAACGUCACACAUUUGCUGGCACGUCUUCGGGCUCAUCCAGAAAGGGGAGAAGAACUACGAGGAGGCUCUGAAAUCAUAUACACAAGCUCUUCGUUUCGAUCGGGAAAACUUGAACAUUCUCCGCGAUGCUGCCCAACUUCAAACGCAGUUACGAAUAUUCGACGGCUUGGUGGAGACCCGAAGUACACUCUUGAGACUGCGACCGAACGUUCGUCAACAUUGGGUUGGAUUAGCAGUCGCCCACCAUCUAAAUGGCAAUUUGACUGAAGCACGCAAAAUCUUAGAAAAUUAUCAACGGACUCUAAAGAACGUUCCUGAUUAUGACAUUGAACACUCCGAAACACUGCUAUACUAUGUCCACCUGUUAGAAGAGAUCGGCGACCUUGAUGAAGCCCUGUCCGUACUUGACUCAAAUGCGAAGACAAGAGCAAUUGUGGACCGCACAGCCAUUAUGGAGAUUCGAGCCCGCGUGCUUACCAGAAAGCAGUCUGAAGAGGCUGAACAUGCCUGGAGAUCUCUGCUAGAGCACAAUCCAGAUUGUUACGAUUACUACCGUGGGUACCUCUCAAAUAUGGGCGUCGAACUCGGUGAGCGCAACUGCUGUGCGCUGAGAGUGUUGAAAGAGUUUUCCGCAUCAAUACCUAAAGCCACCGCUCCCCGACGAUUGGCUUUGACAAUUUCGGUAGGCGAUGCAUUCAAGGAGCUCGCAAAACCCUACCUCCUCACAGGGUUGGCCAAAGGCAUACCAUCCCUAUUCGCUGACAUCAAGUCCCUGUACAAAGACAAAGAAAAGCAGCAGGUCAUAGAGGACAUCGUUGAGGCCUCCCUCACGCCAACAGACCCAUCAUCUUCUACCGACGUGGAGCCAACAACAUACCUUUGGACCUUGUAUUUCCUUGCUCAACACCAUGCAUACUUAUCUCGCGCAGAAAAAGCCCUUUCCAUCCUUGAAACAGCAUUGUCCCACACUCCCACACUCCCAGAGCUCCACCUGUGUAAAGCCCGCGUUCUCAAACGCGCGGGAGAUUACUACGGUGCAGCCCGUUGUGUGAAUGAUGCACGGUUGCUUGAUGGCCAAGACCGGUUCCUGAAUACCAAGUGCGGUAAAUAUCUUCUUAGAGCUGGUAUGCCGGAAGAAGCCAGUACUGUCCUCGGGUUGUUUACCAAGAAAGAUGCCCCCAGUCCAGGUGCGGAUCUCGAGGACAUGCAAUCCCUUCUUUAUCUUCUGGAGGAAGCCAAUUCUCAUCGUCAAUAUGGUAAACCCAAUCUUGCACUCAAGAAGUACAUGGCUAUCAAGAAGGUCUUUGACGAGAUCGACGAUGAUCAAUACGAUUUCCAUGGAUACAACUUGCGCAAGUUUACCAUUAAUAUUUACAUGCGCCUUCUCAAAUGGGAAAAUACUCUCCGAUCUCACCCUGCCUACGUUACUGCCGCAGUUGAGGCGUCAAAACCUCAAUCAAGUCCUUUAUCUCACCUGUUCCUGUCAGCGAACUUGACAGACGCCGAGAAAAAAGCAAAAAAGAAAGCCAAGAAGGCUGCCCAAAAGGUUCAGGAUGACAAGAAGGGUACAGACAAAGGCCUCGAAGCCACCCCACAAAAGGACGACGACCGCGAUGGCUUGAAACUCCUGGCUUCACCUGACGGGCUGGAACAAGCCGCCAAAUUGCUUCACCCCUUGUCGACAUUCUGCGCCAACAAUAUUGACGUGUGGAUAGCCAUUUACGAUGUUGCUGUGCGACGAAAAAAGCUUCUCCAGGCCUUGACUGCGCUGAACCAUGCACGAAGUCUUGAUCCCGAACAUCCCGAAUUACAUAUCCGUGCUGUUCAUCUCAAGAAAACCGGUACGUCUUUGUACUCGAAAUUGCUGACCUACUCACUCAGUCAAUCGUCUAGCCUCCUCACUCCCUCAACCCCCACCAGCUCCUAUUGGACCCAUAUUCCUUGA
Messenger RNA from Laccaria bicolor S238N-H82, 2190 nucleotides. RefSeq lists its product as uncharacterized. The record is from RefSeq and is a predicted model, not a curated record. The coding region runs from base 1 to 2190 and encodes 729 amino acids. The transcript has 12 exons. Lineage: Eukaryota; Fungi; Basidiomycota; Agaricomycetes; Agaricales; Hydnangiaceae. Gene Ontology annotation, cellular component: cytoplasm; NatA complex. Gene Ontology annotation, biological process: N-terminal peptidyl-methionine acetylation. Gene Ontology annotation, molecular function: protein binding; protein-N-terminal amino-acid acetyltransferase activity.